Molecule: messenger RNA, 2172 nt
Organism: Rhinichthys klamathensis goyatoka
Lineage: Eukaryota; Metazoa; Chordata; Actinopteri; Cypriniformes; Leuciscidae
Gene: zc3h14
Product: zinc finger CCCH-type containing 14
Exons: 17
Coding region: 130-2151 (673 amino acids)
Biological process (GO): regulation of mRNA stability
Cellular component (GO): nucleus; cytoplasm
Molecular function (GO): metal ion binding; poly(A) binding
Source: RefSeq, a predicted model, not a curated record
GCGCAGUAUGAAUAGACAAGCCGGACGCGAGGCCUAGCAACAGCAAAACUCUUCCUCUUUCUUAUUUCUCUAUGUUCUAUUAGUUUCAAUAAUAUAUUAAUCCGAGGAAAAGCAACACACCAAUUAAAUAUGGAGAUCGGAACGGAGAUUAGCAAGAAAAUAAGGGCCGCAAUCAAAGGAAAGUUGCAGGAGCUCGGCGCUUAUGUGGAUGAGGAGCUUCCGGAUUACAUCAUGGUCAUGGUGGCCAAUAAGAAGAACCCGCAGCAAAUGGCGGAUGAUCUGUCCUUGUUUCUAGGAAAUAAUACCAUCAAGUUCACUGUAUGGUUACAUGGUGUUCUGGAGAAGCUGAGAUCGGUUGCAGUUGAGCCCACAUCUGUCAGUCCACCCGUUGUGCACUCAGAGACGAGCAUCCCAGCAGAAAGCAAAAGGAGGGGGGCGGAGCCUCGCACUCUCGCCGUUUCCAGCUCGCGCUCUGAUAAGGUGGAGGGGCGUGUCUCGAGCUCCGCACACGAGAACCGCACCAGCAGGAGAGGCUCUUCUGAAAGACCCUCCAGACUCACAUCCGCCGUCAAACCGCUGAUGGAGGCAUCGGCUGAAGCUGUGAUUGACAUCAAGCCUGACCUGGACGAUGAUCUCAUUGGCUAUGACCCCCUGGAGCAGAGCUUGACCUCGGGUCACACACAGGCUUUAUACAGCCGAUCGGCAGCAGAGAGGCCUCGGCCAGCGGUGGAUUCUUCCAGACGGACGGCGGACGCUUACAGAUCCACAGACGUCACGAGAGGUCAGGAAAGGUCAGGUUCCAGCCAUGAGCGGGGCUACAGGGGCUCAGCAGAGAGCAGCAGGGAUUUGUACCGGAAACGAAAGGCGCCCAUGGCCAGUUCGGUGGUUCGGGUUCACAGAGGUCAUGACCACCGCGGGCAGGAGGCUGACGAUCUGGAUGAGGAGGAGGAUGAAGAUGAGGAGGACUAUGGUAUGGCCAGCAAAGUGUCUCUGCCAUCGAAACCUGAGCGCAAGCCUUCUCUCCCACCAGCCAAACAAGCCAACAAAAAUCUUAUCCUCAAAGCAAUCUCAGAAGCUCAGCAAUCCAUCAGCAAGACUACUACAUACACAGUUCCCCAGCGGCAGACGGUCCCUGUAGCGCCACGGACACGUUCGGCCACUGACGAGAUGAGUAAUGCUGCAAUCCGAUUGGUCCAGGAGCACCUGCACGCUCUCAUUCCCCAGGAUACGCUGCACAGUACCCAAUCCAGACCUUUAGCAUCUCGCCUGCAGUUGGAGCUUCCAGACGAGGACAGCCGAGAGCAGCUCAGUGAAUACGAGCUGCAGGUCUUAGAGGCGGCGAGAGUCAAGGCCUUGGACUCGCGUUCAUUCAUCAUGAGGAAACCAGAGCUGGAACAGACUCCGCCAGUCAGGAGCAGGCUUACUCCUGUCAAUCAGAAUGAAGACCCGCCCACCACAUCCCGAAUGGUGCAGGCCAGAGAGAAAGCGGAGGUUGCGGGUGGCUCAAGUCCAAAGUUCAUCGUGACAUUGGAUGGAGUUCCCAGUCCGUUAGCCAACCGCACAGAUCAGGAGAUGGAGCCCGAGGACGAGUUCAACACGACCUCUGACCUUCCGGAAAAUAACAGACCCAAACCUGACAUCCACCUCAGACUCGGCACUGACUUUCUAAACGCUGGCGAUGGAGAGAGGGAUGAGGUGGAGGACAUGGACAUAGAGCCGGUUCAAGCUAAACGGCAGAAACUUCCAGAACGCUGCAAGUUCUGGCCUGCGUGCAAGAGCGGAGACGAUUGUUUGUACCAUCACCCCAACACACAGUGCAAACUGUUUCCUAACUGUAAAUUUGCAGACAAGUGUCUGUUUAUUCAUCCGAACUGUAAGUUCGAUGCGAAGUGCUCCAAAGCAGACUGUCCGUUCACACACGUCAGCCGAAGAGUCAACAGCAACCCUCCAAGAGCAGCUUCAGCUCCAGCUCAGGCCAGCAGUGUGUGCCGUUUCUUCCCAGAGUGUAAAAAGCCUGAGUGUCCGUUCUACCACCCUAAACCGUGUAGAUUUGCGGCGCAGUGUAAGCGAGCGGACUGUACUUUCUACCAUCCAGCUGUGGCAGUGCCGCCCAGAAGUGCUCUGAAAUGGACCAAAACACAGAGCAGUUGAGUAACACUCACGACUGAGCUG